AUGCUGGUGGGGUCUCUUUGCUCUCUCCCGCUUCGCUGCCGCUCUCGCAACGGGGUGCCUCACUCUCUGUUCUCCUUUCCCAUCCGCUCCUCUCCUCUCCCCCUCUCACUGCAGAUGGGCUCCUUAGGUGGUGCGCCCUACGUGGCCAGGGUGCAGCAGGCAGCGACAGCGGCUGAUGCCCUUGCUGCGGUGCAGUCAGGCCUCGCGGAUGCCUCCGUCUUCUUCUACGGAGCCCUCCUGAGUGCGCUCCAGACGUGCAUGAGGAAGCAGAACGCGGCGGUAGUACCGGCCCGCACUUCAGACACCAUUGCGUUACUGAAGCUGCUUACCUUCAACACUGUGGCGGACGUCGAUGCGACGUCCGAUGGUGUCAAGGCCCUCCUCGCCCAACAACCGGAGCUGAUGACGAAGCUACGGCUGCUUUCGUUUCUCACCUUAUGUAGCCAGCACGUACUGACGCCUGACGGCGUGUGCCUCUCGUACGGCGAUGCCGAGCGGGCGCUUGGAGUUCAGGACACGGUGUCGGUGCAGCGCACGGUGUUGCACGCGGUGCAGCAGCGGCUGUGUGUGGCCCGGCUCAACGAACGAGAGCGGCAGGUGCGCGUGUACUCGUACGAGAGCCGCAACGUGACGCCAGACGACAUGGAAAAGCUGAGGGAGCGAGUCGUGCAGUGGACCGCCUACGCCAAGGCGCACCUGCGUGAUAUUCAGCCAAGCUAA
Messenger RNA from Leishmania major strain Friedlin, 720 nucleotides. RefSeq lists its product as hypothetical. Lineage: Eukaryota; Euglenozoa; Kinetoplastea; Trypanosomatida; Trypanosomatidae. Gene Ontology annotation, cellular component: COP9 signalosome. The coding region runs from base 1 to 720 and encodes 239 amino acids. The transcript has a single exon. The record is from RefSeq and is a predicted model, not a curated record.